Mobula hypostoma (lesser devil ray) is the source of this 2106-nucleotide messenger RNA. RefSeq names its product zinc-binding protein A33-like. Gene Ontology annotation, biological process: protein ubiquitination. The coding region runs from base 25 to 1440 and encodes 471 amino acids. The record is from RefSeq and is a predicted model, not a curated record. Lineage: Eukaryota; Metazoa; Chordata; Chondrichthyes; Myliobatiformes; Myliobatidae. The transcript is spliced from 8 exons. Gene Ontology annotation, cellular component: cytoplasm. Gene Ontology annotation, molecular function: protein binding; zinc ion binding; ubiquitin protein ligase activity.
AACCAGGAAGUGCCGUGAAUUAAUAUGGCUUCGAAACGACAGGUCGAGAGUUUAACCGAGGAGGUAAUCUGUCUCAUUUGCCUGGAUUUUUUCACCGAUCCGGUGUCACUGGAGUGUGGACACAACUUCUGCCGCUCCUGUAUCACACGGUGUUGGAAAAGGGAGGACAGAAACUCCUGCCCGGAAUGUAGAGAGGAGAUUGCAGACCGCACCCUCAGGGUCAAUCGGGCCUUAGCAAAUCUGUCUAAGAAAGCUCGAAAACGAAACUUGGAUCCGAAAGGGAAGGAAAGUAAACUUCGCUGCGAGAAACAUAAGAAAGAACUGAAGCUGUUUUGUGAGACCGACAGGAAACUGCUCUGUCUGAUCUGUAGAAAUACGCGGAAACACAAGUCUCACAACUUCAUGCCGAUUAAAGAAGCCGUUGAAGUUUACAAGAAUCGGGUUAAAUCUUCCAUGGACUCUCUCACAAAAAAGAAAUCGGACUUUCAGGAAAUGGAGCAGCAACAGCAAGAGAAGAUUUCCGGUGUUUGGGAACAGUCACAAAGUGUUCAGUCCCACAUCACAUCCCAGUUUGCUGAACUGCGCCGGAUUAUCACCGAGAAAGAGCAGCGCGCGCUCCGAGAUCUCAGGGAAGAAGAGGAGAGGAUUCUACAUCCAAUGGAGAAAAAUCUUCAAGUAAUUCAAGAGAAUUUGAAUUCCAUCCAGGAGGAAAUCUCAAAGUUACAGGAACAGAUGGAUCAACAAGACAUUAUCAUAUUCCUCAUGGAGGAAGCUCGUCGGAAGAGGAGGAUUAGUGAUGAAAACGUGACAUUGUCAGUGACAGAUGGUGCCCUACUUGUUGAAAAAUUCGAUCACCCCUAUUUGCUUGACAUAGCGUCGGAAGAAGCGAUUGACAGCAAUAAACAAGUCUCUGUCACCCUGGAUGUGGAAACGGCAUAUCCGCUGCUCGAGGUGUCUGAGGAUCGGAAGAGUGUGAGACCGACCGCGACCUGGAGGGAUCUCCCUGACAACGGGAAGUGGUUCACAUACUGGGCUUGUGUGCUGGGAUCGGAGGGAUUCACAUCGGGGAGACAUUACUGGGAGGUGGAGGUGACGGGGAAUCGGUGCUGGAGUCUGGGAGUCGCCGCAGAGUCUGUGAAGAGGAAGGGAUUGUUCACACUGAGUCCGGAGACCGGAUUCUGGAUCAUCGGGCGGGUUAAUGACGUGAUGAAGGUUUACACCUCCGCUGUAUCCUGUCUCCCUGCCGGUCCCAUCCCCGGGAGGGUGGGAGUUUAUCUCAGUUACCAGUCCGGGACAGUUUCAUUUUACAACGCGGAGACCAAGUCCCAUCUCCACACCUUCAAUGGAAAUAAAUUCACGGAGAAACUUUAUCCUUUCUUCGGGCCUUGGGCUGCAAACCAGUGGCUGAGAAUCUGCUCCGGUUCCGCUCCGGGUCUGUAAACGGGUCGGGUCCGGGACCGGCGUCAGGAGUAAGUCAGUGUAAAUAUAAAUGUGCGGAGAGUGAAAUAAACACUAUGUGAGAAUUAUCAGUCCAUUAAUUUUAACUCGUUCACCGCGUCCGUCAACAGAACAGAAACACCGCGGAUUCAGCAGCAGCCGCGGACGGCGGGUCCUGAGCUCCCCGACUCCCCCGGGUGCUAAAGUCCACCGGGACUGACCGGGUAACUGGGACAAGUGGUGGUGGUGCUGACUGGGAGAGGGAGGUCACGGUGAAUGUUGGUAACACGGGACAUGUACUGUUGGUAACACACGAAGCGCCGGAGUCUCCCAGAGUGUCAGCAUCUGAUUCAAGAAAAAAAUGGGAGUGCAGUGUAAUUUCCUCCGGAAAGGGGAUAAAGAAGAAGGAAUGUGCUCGGAGAGGGAAGUGGACCAUCAGAGAAAUUGAUGCUCAGGCUGGAAUUAGCCGGAGAGACCUGCUGAAGAGCUUUGACCUGAAACGUCGACUGUACAUUUUUUCAUGGAUGCUGCCUUCCCUGCUGACUUCCUCCAGCAUUUUGUGUGUUGCUUGGAUUGAAUUGAAUUGACUUUAUUUCUUACAUCCUUCACAUACAUGAGGAGUAAAAAUCUUUAUAUUACCUCUCCAUAUAAAUGUGCAAUCAUAGUAUU